AUGAUGACACGAAAUCAAUCGAUUGAUGUAAAUGUCACUACAGUACCAGUGAUUUUAAGGCAAAAUUGUUCUGUUUAUAAUCCAUGUGGACGAAAUGGUUACUGUCGUAAUAAUUUAAAUGGUGAAUGGACAUGUGUUUGCAAGUUUUGGUGGAAUGGAACAUUGUGCAAUAAACCUUGUUUCAUUAUUUUACUUUUCACUAUAACAACAAAACGUGUUUCAUUUCAAGGAAGUAAAUAUUGUAAAGGUUAUAUUGGUAUUCCAAUACCAUUAGACAUCUUUGCUCAUGUCAAACGAAUAUUGGCAGCUGUGAUAUUUGCUAUUUUUGCUGAUGAAUUAUUAGAUAUUGCAAAUGAUGCAUUGAAUGGAAGUAAUCCAUCAUCAAAUCAAGGUGUCGUAAUAGUUUAUCUUCUUCAAAUCCUAAGAGUUUUUGUCAUUGGUUUUCGAUGUUAUCCAACAUUAGCAGCUGUCUACAUUGAUACUUGGUUCAGUUUAAUUUGUGCUACUUUAUAUGUAUGGUUCGAUUUUAGUAUUACUAUUGUUUAUAUUGGUCUAUGUCGUAAUGAUUUUUAUCCUUCGGAGGCGGAUUAUAAUAAAACGAAAGGAGCUUAUAUUAGUAUUAAAGUACCAAUUUUACUUUACGAACGAAUUCGACAUAGACAUAUGAGAGACAAACAAUUAACACGUGAGCAAAAAACUCUUUUAUAUUCAUCAUUACCAUAUUCAGUUGAAGCACAAUAUGUUAAAAAAUUAUUUGGAAUGAGUAAUAUAAAAGUUUCAACAAAUCGUUUUUCUCAGACUUUUCAAUUUAUUUAUGCAUGGCGAGAUGAUUUUCGUUUCUCAUCUCGUGUUGUUUCUUUUUGUGUACAAGUUCCUCCAUCACUCGAUCUACUCCGUAAGAGUAGUCAACAAGUGGUCAAUCUACUUUCAAAAUUGACAAAUUCAUCCGAUCCUAACUUACAGGCAGAUGAAAAUCCAUCGUCUGAUUUUCCUUUACCUGAUUUUGUUCGAUCGUAUUUGAUUGCUUUUAUUGCUGCAUUAUUUAUAACACUUGUGCAAUUAUUGGUUAUGUUUGCUGGUAUUCGUCGAAAUCUUUUACAAGCAUUUCGUGGUGAUGAUAGUGAAAUUCCACGGCGUCUUUCUUCAGAAAAUAUUAAUUAUAUUACUGGAACGUUUCAUUUUGCUGGUUAUUUAAUUGGUUAUGUUAUAUUAGCUUAUAUAUUCCUAGCAAUCUUUCUUUUUAUUAUAUUAAUCUCAAUCGAUGCAUUGAUAACAUAUGGAAAUGUGAAAUUUCUUGAAACUAUUCUUAAAAUUAUUAUUCCUACUUUAAUUCUUGUCUUUUUUAAAAAGUAUUUAAACAAAAUUUUGGGUCAAUAUAUAUUUCUACAACAUGACGGAGAAGUUUUAUCAAUUAAUAAUCGACGAGCAUUUAUGGUAUUUAUAUAUUUUAAUUUUUUUCUUGAUGCUUUUUUGGGUUUUGUUGCUGCUAUAAUGCGUAUAUUGAGAAGUAUUGCUGGUGGAGUUCUAUAUAUGUGUCGUCUUGAUUAUUCACCAUUAGGUCGAAAAUUGGAAACUAUUGAUUCAGGUUUUAGUGCAUAUUGUGGAUUUAUUUUUGUGGAAUGUGCACAUCGACAUCCUGUCUUACUUUAUUUUGUUAGUCAUCUUCUUCGCAAUCAUCUUUAUCCGACCAACACAAAACGACUAUCGAAAGCAAGACAUAAAUGGUAUGUUGCAAUAUUUUUAUUGAAUAAUCCAACAUUGAUUUAUCGACGAAAACAAUUUCUAACACGUUUACAAGAGAAUGAAUUGAAAAUGAUGUUAAUUGGAAGAAAUAAUAUGAAAGAACUUUACAUUGAACAACCACCUAUUUUAGCUCAUCGAGCAAGUAUUAUUUCAGCGAAAGAUUUAGAAGAUACGUGGGAACGACGAAAAUUCUAA
Rotaria sordida is the source of this 1938-nucleotide messenger RNA. The record is from the annotation of a GenBank genome assembly. NCBI's taxonomy places the organism in Eukaryota, Metazoa, Rotifera, Eurotatoria, Philodinida, Philodinidae.